CACAUUUCAUAUUAGUAAAACCAUGAAUCUUCAAGCUCUAUCUCUUCACCACGCCAUCUCAUUUCCCUCUCUAAACCCAAAUAAUUCAACUAGACUCGGUUUCAGAUUGCCAUCACACAGAGGUUUCAAGAUAGCCUCAGUGAUGAGCCCGCAGCACACGUGGACUCAAACAUGGAAAACAGACGUUCUCCAUCUAAUAGACGAAACAGAAGAGUCCUUGUUUAAGACAGGCAAAUUUGGCAGGUUUGGAGGCGUCUUCGUGCCUGAAACACUAGUCACCUGUCUCAACAUGCUUCUGUCUGAAUUCAGUUUUUGCCUGAAUGAUCCCCACUUUCAGGGCGAGCUUGCGACUGCACUGAGAGAUUACGUUGGCCGUGAAACGCCACUAUACUUCGCUCAAAGGCUCACCGAUCAUUACAAUAACGGCCGUGGGGAAGGCCCCGAGAUUUACCUCAAGAGAGAAGACCUCAACCACGGUGGAGCCCACAAAAUCAAUAACGCCAUCGCUCAGGCCAUGCUCGCCAAGCGCAUGGGCCGGCGCAGCAUCGUUGCUGCCACAGGCGCCGGCCAGCACGGCGUCGCCACGGCCGCCGCCUGCGCGAAGCUCGAUAUGGAGUGUACCAUAAUCAUGGGAGACGUUGACGUGGCGAGGCAGUCCCACAACGUGCGCUUGAUGAAGCUUCUCGGAGCGCAGGUGAAAUCAAUUAAAGGCUCGUUCAAGGACGCGACGUCGGAGGCGAUACGUGAGUGGGUGGGAGAUUUGGAGAGGAAGUACUACCUAGCAGGGACGGCGGUAGGGCCACACCCGUGCCCGGCCAUGGUGCGGGAGUUCCAGUCGGUUAUCGGAAAAGAGACGAGGAAACAGGCUAUGGAGAAGUGGGGUGGGAAGCCUGAUGUCUUGGUGGCUUGUGUGGGGAGUGGUUCGAAUGCUCUCGGGUUGUUUCACGAGUUUGUGAGGGACGAGGAUGUCCGGUUGAUCGGAGUGGAGGCGGCUGGGACUGGCAUAGAUGGAGGGACACACUCUGCUACUCUUGCUAAAGGAGAGAUAGGUGUGUAUCAUGGGGCCAUGACCUAUUUGCUGCAAGAUGAUGAGGGCCAGAUUGUUGGCCCACAUUCCGUCGGUGUUGGGUUGGAAUAUCCCGGAGUCAGCCCGGAGCUGAGCUUUCUGAGAGACAUCGGACGUGCAGAGAUUCACACAGUUACAGAUGAAGAAGCUCUUGAUGCGUAUGCAUUAUUGUGCCGAUUAGAAGGUAUAUGUCCAGCGCUGGAGGCAUCACACGCCCUCGCACAUCUUGGAAAACUAUGCUCCACCUUGCCCAGUGGCACAAAGGUAGUAGUUAACUGCAGUGGCCGCGGCGAUAAGGAUAUAGAGACCGUCUUUAAGCAUCAACAGCAAAAAUCUAGUGGGGAGCUUAUCAGUUUCUAAUAGGAUAUGUACCGUUUGUAAAUGCUUAGUAAGAUAAGAGACAUAGUUUGGGUACCUUAAAAACGCAGACAUAAAUAACUCAAUUUCACACAAAAAGUUUAUUGUUUCUCUAAAGAAAUGUGCAAACAAACAAAUGCACAAAUGC
This is a messenger RNA of Salvia splendens (bonfire salvia), 1571 nucleotides long. Its product is annotated as tryptophan synthase beta chain 1. Lineage: Eukaryota; Viridiplantae; Streptophyta; Magnoliopsida; Lamiales; Lamiaceae. Gene Ontology annotation, cellular component: cytoplasm. Gene Ontology annotation, molecular function: tryptophan synthase activity. Gene Ontology annotation, biological process: L-tryptophan biosynthetic process. The record is from RefSeq and is a predicted model, not a curated record. Bases 23 to 1426 code for a protein of 467 amino acids. The transcript has 5 exons.